This is a messenger RNA of Ipomoea triloba (trilobed morning glory), 471 nucleotides long. RefSeq lists its product as uncharacterized. Gene Ontology annotation, cellular component: cytoplasm; ubiquitin ligase complex. Lineage: Eukaryota; Viridiplantae; Streptophyta; Magnoliopsida; Solanales; Convolvulaceae. The transcript has a single exon. The record is from RefSeq and is a predicted model, not a curated record. Gene Ontology annotation, molecular function: ubiquitin protein ligase activity; metal ion binding; ubiquitin conjugating enzyme binding. Gene Ontology annotation, biological process: positive regulation of proteasomal ubiquitin-dependent protein catabolic process; ubiquitin-dependent protein catabolic process; protein polyubiquitination. Bases 1 to 471 code for a protein of 156 amino acids.
AUGACUUCUAUUGCUCUGUACGAUGAAGACAAAAUCUUUUUCAUUACAGAUGAGAAAUACGUAGAGGAACUGCAAAUGCAAGAUGCUCUAAUGUCCUCUGCAGCAAAAACACAAACACCUGGUAGGCAAGCGAAAGCUGGAGGCGAGAUAUUCAGAAGCGAUUCAUGCAGGCAUUCAUACUGCUCGGAGUGCAUCGACAGGCAUGUCGCUGCUAAGAUUCAGGAAAACAUUAGUGUCUUCAAGUUCCCCGAUGUCUCUUGCAAGGGUAUCAUCGAACCACAGCACUGUCGUUCAAUCAUUCCCACGUAUGUGUUUGAGCGCUGGGAGAGUGCGUUGUGCGAAUCGUUGAUACUUGCUUCGCAGAAAUUUUAUCGUACUUACAAGGACUACUCGGCGAUGAUUGUGGAUGAUGGGAGCGAGACCCUGACCGCUUUCGAGUGGCCCAGCUGCCGGAGAUUGUUCUGUGCGUAG